This is a messenger RNA of Gasterosteus aculeatus aculeatus (three-spined stickleback), 5086 nucleotides long. RefSeq names its product A disintegrin and metalloproteinase with thrombospondin motifs 15-like. The record is from RefSeq and is a predicted model, not a curated record. Gene Ontology annotation, molecular function: zinc ion binding; metalloendopeptidase activity. Gene Ontology annotation, biological process: proteolysis; extracellular matrix organization. NCBI's taxonomy places the organism in Eukaryota, Metazoa, Chordata, Actinopteri, Perciformes, Gasterosteidae.
CCCCCCACGCCUCCCCCCUCGCUCUGUAAACCGGUGGUCAGAGGGGAAGCGGUGCGCGAUGGGAGGGCAGCUCGGAUGCCUGAGGAUACGCGCGCGGAACGCUCCGUGCCAUUGCGCGCGACAUCCCCACUGCGCGCGGAGCUCGGCGCGCGGGAGCAGCGAUGGCCGCGCUCAUCACUUGCCUGUUUGUUUUUGCGGAGUUCCUUCUGCACCUUAAAGUCACGCACUGCGAGGAAGUGGAUUCCUGCAUCCCGGCUCGCGUGGGUCAUCACGCGUUCCGCUUCAGCGCAUUCGAGCGGGUGCUCCACCUCCGCCUCGCGCCGGACUCCAGCUUCCUCGCGCUGCCAGGCGCCGCGGACCUGCGGGAGUGCUUCUUCUCCGGUACCGUGAACGCGGAUCCGGACUCCUUCGCCGCGCUCAGCCUGUGUGAGGGUCUCCGGGGGGGGUUCUCCUACGACGGCAUGGAGUAUUUCAUUCGCCCCACCGACACCGCAGACGCUGAACAUCGGAACUCGUUCAACAGGACGCACGUCAUCCACCGCUGGACACGCGCUGCGCACUCCGGCGCGAACCACACCAGCAGGUGCGCCGUCACACCUGACGCAAACUUCAACGGGUCCUUUGAGAACCGCGAGCACCUUGAUGGCUUGGCUGCAACUGUGGUAAAAAACCUGGGCAGGUCGAAGAGGUUCGCCUCCAUCCCCAGGUUUGUGGAGGUGCUGGUGGUGGCGGAUGAAUCUAUGGCUGCGUUCCACGGGGGCGACCUGAAGCAUUACCUCAUGACCCUGAUGGCUGUGGCGGCCAGGCUUUACAAGCACCCCAGCAUCCUCAACUCCAUAAACGUGGUGGUGGUGGACUUCAUGGUGAUAAACGAGGCUGACAAGGGGCCAAAGAUCUCCAGCAACGCGGCACUGACGCUGCGCAACUUCUGCUCCUGGCAGAAGAAGCUGAACAAACACAACGACAAGCACCCCGAGUACUGGGACACCGCCAUACUGUUCACCAAGCAGGAUCUCUGCGGGGCCACGACCUGCGACACGCUCGGGAUGGCCGACGUCGGCACCAUGUGCGACCCGAAGAGGAGCUGCUCCGUCAUCGAGGACGACGGCCUGCCCUCCGCCUUCACCGCGGCGCACGAACUCGGCCACGUCUUCAACAUGCCCCACGACAAUGUGAAGGCAUGUGAGGAGGUAUUUGGGAAGCUGAAGGACAACCACAUGAUGUCUCCCACGCUGAUUCAAAUCGACAGGAGCCGGCCCUGGUCCGCGUGCAGCGCCGCCAUCAUUACCCAGUUCCUGGACAGGGGUCAUGGAGAUUGUCUGCUGGACCAGCCUCAGAAGCAGCUGUCCUUCUCAGACCACAUGCCCGGUUCCAGCUACAGUCUACACCGCCAGUGCGAGCUGGCCUUCGGCCCCGGCUCCAAGCCCUGCCCGUACAUGCAGCCCUGCACCAAGCUGUGGUGCACCGGAAAGGCCCGCGGCCAGCUGGUGUGCCAAACCCGACACUUCCCCUGGGCAGACGGCACCAGCUGUGGCCACGGGAAGGUCUGCUACCGAGGAGCCUGCACGGACAAGAACAACACCGUGCACGUCAAGGUGGAUGGCCGGUGGGGGAAGUGGGGAGCAUUCGGAAGUUGUUCCCGGAGUUGUGGUGGAGGAGUUCAGCUGGCCAGUAGGCAGUGUGACAACCCCGUUCCUCAGAAUGGAGGAAGAUACUGCUACGGCCUUCGCAUCAAGUAUUGCUCCUGUAACCUCAACACUUGCCCUAAAAAAGGUAAGAGCUUCCGCGAGGAGCAGUGUGAAGCGUUCAAUGGUUUGAGCCUGAACACCAACAGACUGGGCUCCACUGUGGCUUGGGUUCCUAAAUACUCGGGCAUCUCCCCGAAGGACAAAUGUAAGCUUAUCUGCCGCGCCAACGGGACCGGGUACUUCUACGUCCUGGCUCCAAAGGUUGUGGAUGGAACGCUCUGCUCUCCUGACACCUCGGCCGUAUGCGUUCAAGGGAAAUGCAUCAAGGCGGGCUGCGAUGGCAAGCUGGACUCCAGCAGGAAGUUUGACAAGUGCGGUGUCUGCGGCGGAGACAAUCAGGGCUGUAAGAAGGUCUCGGGAAUGUUCACCAAACCUGUUCAUGGCUACAACUUCGUAGCGACGCUGCCCGUCGGGGCUUCCAACAUCGACGUCCGUCAGCGCGGCUACCGGGGGAUGGUCAGCGACGAGAACUACUUGGCGGUCAAGAACCGCCACGGCAAGUACCUGCUGAACGGAAACUACGUGGUGUCGGCCGUGGAGCGCGACCUGCUGGUUAAAGGCGCCCUGCUGCGUUACAGCGGCACCUCCUCCGCGGUGGAGAUCCUCCAGUCCACCCGGCCGCUGCAGGAGGCUCUGACCGUGGAGGUGCUGUCCGUGGGGAAGAUGACUCCUCCCAGGGUUCGAUACUCCUUCUACAUCGCCAAGGACAGCAAGGAGGACAAGACCCUGCGCAAGGAGGAUAAGAGCCACGCGGCGCACAACAGCGUCCUGGCGGACAGCAACCAGGUCGAGGCCGAGGAGCUGAUGGCGUCCAAAAGGCCGGUCAGCCACUGGGUGACGGGCAGUUGGGACCCCUGCACCGUCACCUGCGGGAGCGGUCUGCAGAAGAGGCCGGUGCACUGCCAGAGCACCGAGGGGCGUCCGGCGGCGGACUGUAGCGCCGCCGACAGGCCCGCGUCGGCAAGGGCAUGCGGCGAUCCGUGUCCCGCGUGGGACGCCGGCGGAUGGUCCCAGUGCUCCAAGUCCUGCGGGAGGGGCUUCAAAAGGCGGCCGGUGCGCUGCAUGACGGAGAACGGCCCGAGUCUACCCAGGGACCACUGCUCCGGGAGGAGGAAGCCUCAGGAGCUGGACCUCUGCAAUCUGAAGCCAUGUUAGAGCAGAACAGACACAAGCCCGGGACCUAUUACUGUCACAUGGACGAUCUGAUGGCAGCGCUCGUGCCGAUGAUCAUCUCCCUGCCAUGUUGGGGUGGGAGGUUUCCUCCCCCGCUGCCCCCUCCCCCCCCCGCUACAUCGAUGGAAAGCCAACCGAGACAAAGGGGUCUCCCUCUGAUGUUUGAACGGCUGAAAGUCGUCUUCUUGUAAACUGUCCAACAAUCUGCCUCGGGGGUUUCUACUCCGUCGGCCCACCUCCCCCAGAACGGAUGUCUGCGCAUGUACAGUCAGUCACGCAGGGGGAGGACGUCGUGACGUCGGCACACUGGCGUUUACUGCUACCGUGGCGUGGGAUGAACUGAGAGUUCAAAGGGGGGAGGGGGAGCGAGGUAUGACCUCACAUCCUGCCGUGGACAUUUCCUCCAAUGAAGAACUACUCACGAUGUGAAACGCAGUCCUGCUGGUGUAGAAUAAUCAAAGAACCAAUCUCUCAUUGGUCCGUUGGGUCUCUGUAACGUAACCACGGUAACGUCUCCGCCGGCGGCGAGCCGUUUGCUGGCUUGUUGAGACUCGUGUGAUGAAUCAAACGAACCUGUUUGACUAUAGAGGCAAAAACAAAGAGGACAAGUCAUGAUUUAAAAAACAUCCUGUUCCUCUACGUUCUGGGAUGGAUCAAUAUCGAUAUGGAUACGUAUAUAUUUGAAAGAUAAUCCAUGAGAAAACUUAAGUAUUUCUGUAUGUUUACAUUCGUUUUCAAAUUUAGAAACCUGUAAUUGUGCGUUUUUUUGUCACAAUGGAGACAAAUCUGGUGUAGAUUUAGCUAACGCUGGUAUACUGAAAUAAUGUAGGAGUGACAUUUGAGUAUCAUUUCAUCGUUUCAGAAGUAAACUUUCCAAAUGCUUUUAUGAAUGACAUCAGCUAAACGUGGAACCAAGCUGUUACCUAGCAAUGCAAUUUAGUUUUACAGGUAUAAAAUAAUGUUAUGGAGUUUCUUUUUUUAUAUUUCAUUCAUCAGUGAGAGACAAGAGUCUUAAGAGAAUCCUUCAAAUCUUCACAAUUAAAAAAACAUGUUUAGGGACAAAUAGACAACGGCACAGAGAUCAUUAAAAAUAAUACAAAUAAGAUACAUUUCUUUUAUUUUCAGCAUUGGGGAUGUGUAGUAAAAUGAGGCUGUACAAAAAUAGGAAGAAUAAAUGAAAUCCAUUUAAUGAAAGUAAUAAUCUACAGAGGAAUCGAUUGUUCCUCAGUCAGCCUUCCAUGUAAAGGAAUUCUUUACUCUCAAGAGUAUAAAUAUUCUAGAUAUUCAGGGAAUGUAGCUUGGUUUGUUCUGUGUAAAAACCAAAGAGUUACAAACUUUAAGGAAGCUUAACUUUAGUUGACUUGUUUCUGAAAGAUGAAACCAAAAAGGGAGACAUUCAAAUGUGAUGUUUUUCUGGUUUCCUGAUCCCCUUCUGAUUAUUAUUAAACGUGAACACAAUGAAUGAAUGAAUGAAUGAACGAAUAAGCAGUUCAAAGACAGAAAGGAAAAACAAAGCGCAGUCAUAAAUACCAAAAGUAAGUCUGCGUAGAGUUGAACGAGGCAUCACAAUAAUGGAGGCUUCAUAUUGCAAAAUCACUUUAAUCAUUAAAAGAAGUAAAUGUUUGUAGCGUUUCCUGCGACCUCACAGGCGUUAAGCUGCAGACACUUUUAUCCACAUCGUUCAUUUACAGGUUUUUCUGUAGUCAUCUUUCUUUAGCUGUUUGAGGAUGAAACUCAUUUGAGGGGAAAUCAACACGGACUCCUGAAAGACCUGAACGCAAAAUGGGUUGUUUUCAUCCCAUGAAUUACUGUUGCUGCACAUAGUUAAUCAGAACAUCAGCAGUCUGUCGGCUCAUUUGACAUGUUUACCAAAUUCACUGCAAGAAAAUAAUUCCACAUCUACUGAGAUCCAAACCUUCAGACACUUCCAAUUUCACGCUUGGAGGCACCGACAUUUCAGAAUAGCAUAAAACUAUUUGUGUUGAGUAUCUGGUCCUUUUUAGGAGGAAAAUACUCUCCGCUUCAGAGGAACUAUUCAUUGUUUCUUCUUCUCUUUUUCAUAUAAUGCACAGUUGAUGUCUUUUCAUAUCAGUUGUGUUUUGAAUUGUAUACUAUGUAUGCAUUUAUCUAGCUGUUUAAAAUAAAGUAUAUGUAUAUAAAGUAUA